This is a messenger RNA of Tigriopus californicus, 555 nucleotides long. RefSeq names its product cysteine-rich PDZ-binding protein-like. The transcript has 2 exons. Lineage: Eukaryota; Metazoa; Arthropoda; Copepoda; Harpacticoida; Harpacticidae. Gene Ontology annotation, biological process: cytoplasmic microtubule organization. The record is from RefSeq and is a predicted model, not a curated record. Gene Ontology annotation, cellular component: dendrite. Bases 118 to 420 code for a protein of 100 amino acids. Gene Ontology annotation, molecular function: PDZ domain binding; microtubule binding.
UGAGCCUCAUCAGCCUCAUCAUCACAUCAGCAUCAUCAGCUGACCUCAAUCCAAUCCUCCUCCUCAUCAAUAUCUUGAAUUCCGAACGUUCUCUUUCUUAAAUCCGGAUGACUCGACAUGGUUUGUGAGAAGUGCGAAAAGAAAGGCAAGCUCUCCAAGGUCGUGACUCCGGAUCCGUGGAAAAGUGGGGCUUACAAGCACGCCGGCGGGAAAACACUGAAUGAGAACAAGCUGCUCACGGCCAAGAGGAAACGCUUCAAUCCCACCUCGGUGGAUUUCCCCAAGUGCAAAAUCUGCAAGAGUCGCGUUCAUCAAUUUGGGGCCCAUUAUUGUCAAGAGUGCGCUUACAAAAAGGCCAUUUGCGCCUUGUGCGGCGUGAAGCUCAUGAAAACCAAGAAUUACAAGCAAAGCUCAACGUAGGUAGUAGACCCCUCGAAACCGAUUGACCGAUUGACUUGCCACACUCACCAUGGCGUCCGUGUCCAAGACAGCCGUGUCCAGAAUCGUGGCCACGGCUCAACAGGAUGAAGAUACGCCCACCGAUCAGAAACGCUC